Messenger RNA from Lasiosphaeria miniovina, 2205 nucleotides. Its product is annotated as atypical/RIO/RIO1 protein kinase. Gene Ontology annotation, biological process: maturation of SSU-rRNA. The record is from RefSeq and is a predicted model, not a curated record. The transcript has a single exon. Gene Ontology annotation, molecular function: protein serine/threonine kinase activity; ATP binding. The coding region runs from base 73 to 1782 and encodes 569 amino acids. Lineage: Eukaryota; Fungi; Ascomycota; Sordariomycetes; Sordariales; Lasiosphaeriaceae. Gene Ontology annotation, cellular component: preribosome, small subunit precursor; cytosol.
GUUGCAUUUCGCCCCACGGGUUAUUCAGAACCACCACACGAAGCAACCAGCCAGUCCAACGAUAUACCCAGAAUGGCGUCUUCGCAGCCCGAUACCACACCCGUGACAGAGCCGUCAGGCCCCCAUCAGCCGCCGUACAUCUACGAUGCGCUCCAGGGCUACCAGCGCACUGAAGCGGUGCCCGCAGAAUUAGCGAACCCCGCAUUGCAAAACGCCCAACUUGUCGUCGACGACGACGAGGACCUCGAGGGCGUGUUUGACAGCGACAUCGAGGUCGAGGAUGACGGCUGGGAUCCCGACUCGGCUGACCUGACCAAGUCGUACAACCGCCAGCGCCAGCUCCAUGGCCUCAACUCCCAGUCCAACGGCGGCGCCGCCCUGCUACCCCGUUCGAAUGCGCAAAAGCCGACAGCAAACACGUUUGCUAGCGUCGACGACCAGAUCUCGACUCUCUCGAAGCAUGCCGCCAAGAUCAGACUCGACGAUGUGAAACAAGGCCAGGGCAAGGACAAGGACAAGGCGGACCGGGCCACGAGCGAACUGGUGCUGGAUCAGCGAACACGCAUGAUCCUGCUGCAGAUGAUCAACCGCGGCGUUGUCAGCGAGAUUCACGGUGCCAUCAGCACCGGCAAGGAAGCGAACGUGUACGGUGCUGUGCUUCACCCCGAAGACGGCGGCGCUUCGAUCCAGAGAGCCAUCAAGGUGUACAAGACGGCAAUCCUGGUGUUCAAGGACCGGGAGCGGUACAUCACUGGCGAGCAUCGCUUCAAGGCGGGCGCGGACAAGGGCAACAACCGGAAGAUGGUCAAGCUGUGGGCCGAGAAGGAGUUCCGCAACUUGAGGCGGCUGUACACGGCGGGGAUAGCCUGCCCCGAGCCCAUAAAGCUCAAGCUGCACGUCUUGGUGAUGGAGCUCUUGGGCGACAAGCGGGGCUGGGCCUAUCCACGACUGCGAGACGCCCGACUGGAGGGCGAAGACGUGGAAAAGCAGUGGAGGAACCUUUACAUCCAGCUCCUUGGCAUCAUGCGUCGCAUGUACCAGGUCUGCAAGCUGGUCCACGCUGACUUGAGCGAGUACAACAUUCUCUGCAACGACAAGCAGCUCUACAUCAUCGAUGUUUCGCAGUCGGUUGAGCACGACCACCCGCGAGCCCUCGAGUUUCUCCGGAUGGAUAUCAAGAACGUCGGCGACUUUUUCAGGAGGCAGGGCAUCGACACGCUGAAAGAUCGUGCGAUAUUCAACUUCAUCACUGCCCCAGAUGGCCCCGACGAGGAGCCGGCGCUGUCACAGGCCAUCGAGCACUUGUACGAGGUCCGCCUGGCUAUCGAAGACACCGAGGAGGCCGUCGCCGCCGAGGAGAUUGACAACGAAGUCUUCCGCAACCAGUAUAUCCCCCAGACGCUGGAGCAAGUCUACGACAUGGAGAAUGAUGCCCAGAAGCUAGGAGCUGGCGAGGGAGAUGAUCUCGUUUACCGAAACCUGCUUGCCGAUCAGGUCGUGGGGCCCAAGGACUCCAGGGCGGACACAGAAUCCGGCGAGGAGAAGGAAGAGGUUUCCGGAGAAGAGUCAGGGAGCGGUGCUGCCCUCUCCGACGACGACAGCAGUGAAGAUGAGAGCAGGUUUGAGAAAGGACAGCCGAGAGGGAAACGGUUUGAGGAUAAGGAGGAGAAGAAGCAGCACAAGAUGGCAGUCAAGGAGGCCAAGCGAGAAAAGAGGAAAGAAAAGAUGCCCAAAGCUGUCAAGAAAAGGCUGGUGUCUACAACGUCUAGGAAGAAGAAUUAGAGUAGCUAGAUUUGUGGCACUGCAUAUAUCCACGCUUGGCCAGUUCCUCUCGGAGAUAAAUUAGGCAAGCCGCGGUCAAGUGUUUCUGGUGUCUAUUGGGCGGAGGCGCGGGCGUGAGCAACCGGGUGAUGAGAGCCAAAUGCUGCUCGGGAUGUUCGUGGCUUGCGUGUGUUCUGCCUGAUUUUCUCGGGUGAAACCACUUGCUACGACUUCCCAAUGGGCAGGUCUGAGCAAGCCAAGUUGGCAUGCUAUGAGGACCAAAGAGAGCACUGACGGUUUCUGCCCGCGUUUCCUUUUCUCCGAUGUGUCCACUGCGGGAAUUUAUUUCACCAUAUAAACAUUGAUAGACUCUGGAGCUUGAUUGCCUGACCAUAUCUUCAGCCCAUAAAUCCUUUUCUUGUGGAACAACCAAAGUCGGUGAUG